Messenger RNA from Pieris rapae (cabbage white), 7240 nucleotides. Its product is annotated as zinc finger protein 729. Bases 280 to 5715 code for a protein of 1811 amino acids. Gene Ontology annotation, molecular function: DNA-binding transcription factor activity, RNA polymerase II-specific; RNA polymerase II transcription regulatory region sequence-specific DNA binding. Gene Ontology annotation, cellular component: nucleus. Gene Ontology annotation, biological process: regulation of transcription by RNA polymerase II. The transcript is spliced from 6 exons. Lineage: Eukaryota; Metazoa; Arthropoda; Insecta; Lepidoptera; Pieridae. The record is from RefSeq and is a predicted model, not a curated record.
UCGUCGUUAAAGUAUGAAGACUGAUUGUAAUAUGCUCAACUUGUUAGUUUAGUAUAUAUUAUAGUGUAUUAGGGUAUUAUGAAUUAUGAUACUAUUUUAAUUAAAGUAUAAUUAUUAAACAUCUGUGCUGUCAAUUCCAAAUGUUAUAGUUAGAAAGGUGAAUUUUUUUGUUAACUGUUGGGAAGAAGAUACCUUUGCUCAUGUGUUUCUCCUGAGAUAAGUGAUAUAUUGUACAAAUAAUAUAUUUCUUACAUAGUACAGAUAUAAGAGUUUCAGAUCAUGUCGUCAGACAUAGAUAUAGAGGAGCAUGAUGUAUUAGAGCAUCCCUCUAUAAAGAAGAUAUUUCCUGACCUGUCAUGGAUAAAAUCAGAAAUUAUUAGUUCUGAGGAUGAAGAACCAACGGUGUUUGCAAACAUCAGAAUAGAAGCCACUUCAAAAUCUCAAUGCAUUGACGAGUUUGGUCAGAGAAAUGACCCAGUACAACAUAAUAAUAAUGAAGAAGUCAUCAUUGUGGAUGAUGUGCAAUGUCCUGAGGUUGAAGAAAUAAAUGAAUUACCACUUGAGAAGGACAUAGGGACACAAAAUGUAGACUCGGAACCAAUAAUUGUAGAAGAUGAAAAAUGUGAAGAUGAAAUUAAAACAAAUGAUCCAAUAAUUUAUGAAAUUCCUGAUUCUGAGUGUUCUGAUAAUAAUGGCGUUCAACAGAGCUCCUUAUUAACGAAAAACACAAUUGUUCUCGGCUCAAACAUCCCAAAUAAAAUGAUAAUCGGCUCAAAUGUACCAAAAAAAGGAGUCGCCUCUAACAAUCCAGAAAACAGCGGUUCAAAUGUUACUAAAACCAGCCUCUACUCUGAAUUUGUGAUCGAAAGAGAUCCAUUCUCCGCAAAGGUCAUAUUGAAGGAUUGGGGAUAUAUUUUGAAAAAACAUCCAUUUUAUUGUGAUGAAUGUUUGAUUCUUUUUCCCAGUCAAUCCGCUUCAAACGCCCACAACGCUUCCGAUCAUUCCCUCUUAGUGCCCAUAGAAGAAAUAGAAGUCGUGACACGGGACUCACAGACAGGAGAUUUAGGACAAAUGGUCCUAAAAUGCCCGAUUUGUGGUUACGUUUUUAAGACUUAUCGUAAUUAUCUCGCACAUAUAGAAAGCAAACACGACACGAACAAAUUACAUCCAAUUAAUGAAGUCUAUACUGGAAAUUGCAUGAUGUGUUCGGAAAAACAUUUUAAAGUUCUCAACACUUACUUGAAACAUAUAUCCUCUUGUCAUAGUAAGGUUUACAAUAAAAUAUACUCAGAUAUCGAGCCAAGGAAAAGUACGGCAAAUGUCGAUGGGACAGGUUUAAGUCCGCCUAAUAAAGCUCGAAAAAGUACGGCAAAGUUCGACAGAAUGAACAUAGCCAGAAAGACCACAACGAAACAAGGCGAAGGGUACAAAAACAUAGCUCUCAAAAGCACGGCUAGACAGUCAAAAAAUAUCGCUCUCAAAAGUACAUCAAAACCGAUACAACCAAGACGCAUAGCGGUCAAAAGUACUUCUAAAAGCGAAAACAAGACAAGCUAUUCGAGACAAUCUGAUGAACACACAGAAAAUCCAAAAUUUAAUUAUAUUAUUUGUCCCAUCUGCGGAACUCACUACCAACACAUUUGGCAAUAUGUCACCCAUUGCAACGCCGAUCACCAAGCCAUAUACUUGUCUCCAAAAAGACUGGUUUUUACCGGAUCAUGCGAGUGCGGUUUCAAGACUACAGCAAUAAAAAACUUAAAUACUCACAUAAGCAAAGAACACAAAGAGCUUUUUAUGAAAAUUGCGACGAGCCUUCAAGAAUAUUUCUGCCUCGAGUGCGAUAUUACCUUUACCACGCUCAACUCUUAUAACAUACAUAAAAUUAAACACAAGAGUGACAAUGACAAAGAAGAUAUCAGAUGUGACCGAAAAAAUCACCAAACGGAGGAUUUUUCACAGAUUAUGAAAACAGAAACGAUGCCGGAGCCAAAAGAUGUCGGAAAUGACCAGAACGUUGUUAUUAUACCAAAAGACACAAUUUUCAAAUGUCCCAAAUGUGACCUACAUUCCCUGUCGGGCAGGACGGUGUUUCUUCAUUUCCUGAAAUGUACAGGUGCCAAGUCCAAAGUUGUAUGUGACAUUUGUGACAGAUCCUUGCUGUAUCAGGAUUUCGAGAGCCACAAACUACAGCAUCGACUAAUGUCGACAAUAAAUGACAUUGAGAUUACGGAGGAAGCUUUUGAUAAACUGUUGCUGGUGUGUACGGAAUGUAAGGUCGGAUUCGAUAGUUCUUCGAUAAAUACUAAGCACGUUAUCGAAUGUCAAAAAAAAGAUGGAAUUUUGUGUCAGAAAUGCAACUUGAGAAUCGCGCCUGAAUGCAUAAUUAAUCACGAAAAGUUACACUCAAGCAAUUUUGAUCUAUUGGUAGUAGAGUUCUUGUGUGGAAAUGUUAAGGGAUUGAAAGAAUUUACCGAAAAUAAGUCCCUGUAUUAUUGUCAUGUGUGCAAGUCGUAUGAUCCUGCCGAAUAUGUGGAUUACCACAGAACGAGUGUGUGUCUCCAAAAUAAAAGUUUUCGUAUUUGCCGAUUCUGUGGUCUGCGAUUUUCUCACAAGAGUUUUGCCGACCAUAUUUUGGGGCAUCGAAAUAAAAGCUUUGAUCUAUAUAAUGUAACAUUUAUAGAUAUACAUACCGGAGAAGUUAUGAAACCAAAAAUUCCAGAUUGGAAUAAAUUUGCGGGUAAUACCACAGUGAAAUAUUUGGGAGAAAAGCCCAAACAGGAAAAAAAUAUUGAAAAUACUGUGUACUGCGAAGAAUGCCAAGAGAAUUAUUAUGAGCUCGCCUACAAGAUACAUCUGCAGUAUCACGAAAUCACUAAUACUAAUCAUAUUGACGCUGAGAUCAUGCAGAAGUAUCUAACCAUGCAGUCUCUUUGGAACCUCGUUUUUCUUUGUCAAUGCUGCAAUGUCACUUUUGACAAUUACGAUCUAGCCGUCGAACACAGCCAAGACCAUAUAAUAAAAAAAGCCCCAAGCGACAAAUGCAUGAAAUGCACCAAAUGCAAUCUUAUAUUCGAAGAACAAUCCUUCGAGAGGCAUCAAAAUCUUCACAACGGCGCAGAAAUCGAUGAGUACUCUUUUUGCGUGCUUCCGUUUAAUUUUGAAGAUUUACUUUCGGAAUCCUGGGAUAAUGUAUUUAAAGUGAUAAGUGAUGAGCAAAAAUCGCAUAUAUUGUCCAAAAGUGUUUACAAUUGCUACAGAAAUUUACGGCUCGAGUUGAAUUAUGAUGGGCCGUCAACGCAUACACUCUAUAAGUGCGCCGUCUGCGAUGUCAUCGUAGAUAAAAUGCAUCUUCUUGAUCACGCAUAUAACAAAGACGUAUGCAAAAAUGAAGAUAAAUUCACCUGUUCGUCGUGUGAACUAGCCUUCGUAACCCGAGAGUCUCUCGUUGAGCACGAAUCGCACCACAUACCAGAUACCAAAACCAGGAUAAUUUUAUUUAAUAAACCAAAGCACUUUUCGCUGAACGUCCACUUGAUCCGACAGUCCAGAAUUUCUAAUUCAUCCAAUAAAGAGGGCAAAUCCAAAUCCAGUUCCACCUUCUACAAAUGUCUCCGUUGUGAAGCCGGAAUUCAGAAUUUAUGUAAUAUUAAAAGACAUAAUUGUUCAUUAGAUAAAACAUACCUCAAGUGUAACCGUUGCAAGUUAAAAUACCGCUCCUCGGGGUUGAAGAAGCACAUGUUACUUCACAACAACAUAGACAGAUUCUACAUAGUCCCUUUCAAACACGGUAGGAUCGUCUUGCAGAGUAAACUUAAAUUGAGGCUCUAUGAAUGCCAGAAAUGCAAACUAUGCACACACAAAAGGCCACCUGCCCAUACCUGUAGACCCGACAAUCUCCGUGAAUGUAGCUCGUGUGGUUUAAAAUUUUCAGAAAAGUCGUAUAAAAAACAUAUGGAACAGCACAUGAAAGCUCCGAAUUUGACACGAAAUAACCUUGUCAUAAUACAGUACACUCCGGAGCCAACCUCGCAUGAAACAGAGAUAUCGAUGUCUGAUGAAUCGUCGAAUGCUAAACGAGUGGCUCCCAGAAAAAAGGCGUUAGUGGAAGAUAAUCCAAUGUCACGCUUUCUAUAUAAAUGCACUUGUGGCAUCUUGUUCGUGAAAUGGAACCAACUUCGAAACCACGUAAAGAGGUGCAGCGAUGACUUUAAACCGACCCAGUGUAAAUGUGGCCUGAAGUUCCACGCGUUAGCCAUACGAGACCACCUGAACGUUCAUUUGAACUGCUCCUCUAUAAAGGACUACCUCGUCGCGUGCGUCAAUGUCGGUAAAGCUGCGAUUGCAAAUGCCCGGAAGAAUUGGCUCUGGUAUUGCACGGAGUGCAAAACCUAUUACGGCGAUAUUAAGCACAUGAACUGCCAUUUCAAAGGAAAUGAGCCCGGUCCGAGUGAACGCUGCUCAAUUUGUAGAAUAACAAUAUCCAGUUACAGUUUUGAACAUCACAUGGAACUACACAACGAAGAUAACGAAUUUAGCCUCAAACGACUCCAUAAACUGUCUUUGAGGAUGAUCAGCACCGAUGCCCUCAAGACACCGAUUCGGCCAUUUACGAAAAAGCGUCCAACCUUAUAUAAGUGUAAAAAAUGCGAAGUACAUUUUUUUACUUCUCAACAGCUACAGAGUCACUUAGAUGAACCGCGUCAUGUUAUCGAAAACGGAAUUCAGUGUAACUAUUGCCAUUAUUUCUUUGCUAAAAUUUGUCUACAUGCGCACAAGAAAAAUCACCAUUAUAAUAGAAGAUACAAACGAGAAGACUUUGUCAUCCAAACUAACGAAUCCGCUGACGAAGAAGAUAUUGACAGUGACAAGUUGGAGAUAAAUGAAAGCCGGAAGAACCGUGGUCAGCCCACCCAGGCGAGACAUCAGGACUUUGCGAAAACUCCAAAAAAUAUCAAGAGGGCAGUUUACAAAUCGAUUAGGAAGAAACCAUUAGGCGAUUUGAAAGUAUUGCACAAGUGUGGCAAAUGUCACUUGCACUUUCUGGUGAGAAAAAGCAUAAAGAGUCAUCUAUCACGACACCUGAAAACCAAAAAAAGAUGUCAAUCGACCAACUCCUGCUCGAUCUGCGGACUGGAAUUCAACACUCGAAGUCUCAUCCGCCAUAAAUUUAUUCAUCAUAAGACGUUGAACUUGCAAGUACACGAUUUCGAAAUACGCGUUUACACUUCUCCAGUGACUUUCACGACUACACGAAUCAAAGCUAAUGAAAUACAAUCCAAGAAGCGAAAAAUUAUAUCUGAUAGAGUCGACCUGGCCAAGAAAAUGAAAUGUGUCCCAUCUCCUCCAAAAACUGAACCCGUUGCCGCUUCGCAACCGACGUUGUCUAACGAUACUCAUCUCAAAAACGCCUCCCAAAUCUUCAAAUGUGCGGAAUGCAACGUGUUCUUUACAAACUAUGUUAUGUGCCACGACCACACCUUGAAUCAUAAGCCAUUAGAUAAUACUGAGUAUAUCGGCUGUAAGCUGUGCGAUUUUCAACUCUUGUGCGAAUGCCUAGGUGUGCAUAUGAAGAGUCACAGAGAAGGCACGUUCGACAUUGAGGACUUGCUCAUAAGCGAGUUUCGGCCGGGAGAGGGCGCUCCGUCGAUAAAGACAUAUUUGGCUCGAGAUUUAUUGGAUGCCAAUGUGAUUAGUACAACCACUAAUUGCAGCUAAAAGUCAUUUAAUAGACUAAAGAGAAGCUUGUUAAGUUUUAGAAAAGUAUAACAGGGUUUUAGUCAGUCAGUUUAUAUGUAAAAACGCUCCAAGCCCACCAAUGACAUAAAAGAUGUUUAUUUAAUAAACUACCUCACUCUCAAAGUAAUAAAUUCUCGAAAAUUAGAUUUUUUUUUCGUUGUAAGUACAUACGCAAUAAUAAUUCUGUUUUAUGUUAAUCUAAGCUUAAUAUCGCUUGUCCCGGGGAUCAAAGUCGUAAAGCUCUAUUACGACUGUUUUAAUUUUUUCUCAUUUUUGAUAACUGAGUUAUUUUUUUUUAGAAUUUCUGUAAACCCUUCUAUAAUAAAAUGGACGAUUAUUUGUGCAAUGUUAAUAAUAUUAGUUUUCCUAAUUUUAUUGGCUGGUGUCCAUGGGCGGCGGUAUCACUUAACAUCAGGUGAGCCUCCUGCCCGUUUGCCUCCUAAUACAUAAUAAAAAAUCAUUCUAGUUCGUUCGCCAAAAUGACCAACGUAAUGUGCGAUUACUGUCUCGUCCGUAAUAAUUUUAAAAUAAACGUAAAACGCUUUUGCUCUUCAGUUUUAUUAUUACUAUAAUAUGCAUUUAGUUAUUAACAAUUUUAUCUAAACACAACAACAAUAUUUAAAUCGUAGAAUAGGAAAAAAAUAAGUUUAUUUUGAUAAAUAUAUUUAAAUUUGAAAUGUACCAGUCAUCUAUUCAUUGUUACCUUCUUUUUUUCCUAAAAAAAAAAUUGAUUUUGCUUUUACUGCUUUGUUCCCGAGGCAAGCGAUAUGAUCAACAGUUUAAAUAUGUUUUGCGUUUGCAGUUUAAUAAAAUGAUCUUUGUUACUAUUAUUGUAAAUGGAAUGCAGACAUUUAAGUGCGUUUUUUAUACUUUCGUCAACUGUUCGUCUAUACUUUCGAUGCAAUUUGUAAAGUUAUCUCAAAUUUCAUUCGAACGACUCAUGUCCGUGUACGAUCAUUUGUAUUACGAUAUACUGUAUUAUUUAACAGAUGACGUUCUCCAAAACGAAGACAUUUACAUAUCUUAAUUUUGAUCAUGUUGACAAAAACUAGGUAGGUACUUUGAAUGGCUACGACAAUUGGUCGUAAAACUUGGAUAAGGGAAUGAAAUAAAAAGGAUUACAUAUUUAUAGUAUUUAAAAAUUUGUUACUUCUAAAUGUAAAUUGAAUUGAAUUUCAUUGUCCAAACAAAGUGCCUUCUUUCAGGUUUGAAGGGUAAAUAUUCAAAAUAAGUCUUCGCGCUACUACUCCUGUAGAAAUGUCAAAAUGCAUCGCAUUUUCACUUGUGUGAUUUAUAUAUUAUUAUAGUUGUAUACUUAUAUUGUAUUUGUUUUUUCAAAUCUACUUACGUUUCUGUUUGUCUAAGAAAAUUUAAUUUUGUAUGAAGUUUUAGUUUUGUAUGGAAUUAAUAACAUGUUUUAUUCGCUGACUGAUAAUAGUUAAUAAGUGUUAUUUUGUAAAAGGAAUGUAUGUAAGCUGAGUUUUAUUGAAAUAAAUUUUUUAAA